This is a messenger RNA of Aphis gossypii (cotton aphid), 730 nucleotides long. RefSeq lists its product as uncharacterized. The record is from RefSeq and is a predicted model, not a curated record. The transcript is spliced from 3 exons. The coding region runs from base 1 to 429 and encodes 142 amino acids. NCBI's taxonomy places the organism in Eukaryota, Metazoa, Arthropoda, Insecta, Hemiptera, Aphididae.
AUGAUGAGGAGGAGUCAUGGUGAAAAACGUACAAUCACAUCUUUAGAUAUCAUUAACGUGCCUGCUCAUCGUCAACCCGCCGCACGUGAAGAUAUACAGAUAACACCACAAAUAACUGUUCCAGAUAUACCGGCUGGUGGUUCAAACAUGUUAUCUGAUGACGAUAUUUGUAUGCUUGCAAUGGACGCAUAUGAAAUGCUAGACGCUAAUACAGAUUCUUACACUACAACCGAUAACGGAAAACGUACUUCUUCCGCAAACACUACGUCUGCUAUCAAAGCUAAAAAGCACGUUUACUUCUUGUACAGUCUCCCGGCUUUAUCGAAAUUUCGUCUUCUGCAAAUAGAAAAGUCGUAUGGUAUUACGCAAAAAAUAUCGAAAAUAUUCAAAACUAUAUUGAAUUUUUUAAUUCGAUUAAAUCUGAAUUAGUCGAGUUACUAAAAUCACAAGCGUCUAAACAUCCGAUCAAGUUUAAUUUAAAGCUGGAAGCUACAUACAAUAUUCCAAAUGUUGAUAAUACAUCAGAGAACCGUUCAUUUAAGACCUCAGCUAGACCGAUUUUUGCCGAAACUGGUGUACGGGAAAUUGUUGAAGAAGGCAUUAUAAAAUUAAUGGCUGAACAAGACGAAUAUUCUAGCAAAGGAAGUGGUUAUACGCUACAGUGUAUUGACGGAAUAUUAUUAGGUGUUUAUCAAUAUACGCCUAUGAGCGCAUCGUCUUAUAUUCCGUU